This is a messenger RNA of Solea senegalensis (Senegalese sole), 2041 nucleotides long. Its product is annotated as phosphoglucomutase-1-like. Lineage: Eukaryota; Metazoa; Chordata; Actinopteri; Pleuronectiformes; Soleidae. Gene Ontology annotation, cellular component: cytosol. The record is from RefSeq and is a predicted model, not a curated record. Bases 148 to 1842 code for a protein of 564 amino acids. The transcript has 11 exons. Gene Ontology annotation, molecular function: phosphoglucomutase activity. Gene Ontology annotation, biological process: carbohydrate metabolic process.
AGCCAGGCUUUUACCCUCCUAUUCUGCCCCUGUGUGCCAUUCUCCAUGUUUACUGACAGGGGAUUUCCCUCCAAACAAGAGGUUCCCUGGCACUUUAUGCCACAGCAUUAGGUUGGAUCUUCCUUUUGGUUUUUGGUUUUUAAAACGAUGGACAACAGUCCUCUGCAAGUGUUGACUGUCCCUACAGCCCCCUACCCUGACCAGAGACCCGGGACCAGUGGUCUAAGGAAAAAGGUCUUCAUAUUUCAGUCCAGGAGAAACUAUCUGCACAACUUCAUCCAGAGCAUCUUCUCGUCCAUUGACCUACGGGACCGCCAAGGUUCUACAGUAGUGGUUGGUGGAGACGGGCGCUUCUUUAACCGAACAGCUAUUGAGGUCAUUGUGCAGAUGGCAGCUGCCAAUGGGGUGGGCCGUCUGAUUAUUGGACACCACGGGAUUAUGUCCACACCGGCUGUCUCCUGCGUGAUCAGGAAAUACAAAGCCAUCGGUGGCAUCAUCCUUACUGCUAGCCAUUACCCCGGUGGACCUGAGGGAGACUUUGGCAUUAAGUUCAAUACUGUGAACGGAGGACCAGCCAAGGAGGUUGUCACAAACAAGAUUUUUCAAAUCAGCAGAACCAUUGAGGAGUUUGCCAUCUGCCCUGGACUUCAAGUGGAUCUGACAACACUAGGAAAACAGAUGUUUGAUCUGGAGAACAAGUUCAAACCCUUCACUGUGGAAAUUGUGGACUCGGUGGAAUCCUACGCUAACUUGUUGAGGAACAUCUUUGACUUUGCGGCGCUGAAGGAGCUUCUCUCGGGAGAGAACCACAUCAAGAUACGACUAGAUGCCAUGCAUGGAGUGGUAGGACCAUACGUGAGGAGAAUACUGUGUGAGGAGCUGGGCUGUCCUGUCAACUCUGCCAUCAACUGUGUCCCAAUGGAGGAUUUUGGUGGUCAACACCCAGACCCUAACCUCACCUAUGCUGCAGAUCUGGUUGAGAGCAUGAGGGAUGGACAGUAUGAUUUUGGUGCAGCUUUUGAUGGAGACGGGGACCGUAAUAUGAUCCUUGGCAAACAUGGCUUUUUCGUCACGCCGUCAGACUCUGUGGCCGUGAUUGCUGACAACAUCUUCUGCAUCCCAUACUUCCAGCAUACAGGGGUGAGAGGCUUCGCCCGCAGCAUGCCCACAAGUGCAGCCUUAGACAGAGUAGCCAGAGCAACAAAAAUAGAACUGUAUGAAGCUCCCACUGGGUGGAAGUUCUUCGGGAACCUGAUGGAUGCAGGCCGACUGUCUCUCUGUGGAGAGGAAAACUUUGGUACAGGUGGAGACCACAUUCGGGAGAACGAUGGGCUUUGGGCCGUGCUGGCAUGGCUGUCUGUCUUAGCCACCAGACGGCAGAGUGUGGAGGAUAUUCUUAAGGACCACUGGAAGAAAUAUGGAAGAAAUUACUUCACCAGAUACGACUAUGAGAAUGUAGACAUAGAUGCAGCCUGUGAGAUGAUGGAGGAUUUGGAGAUCAUGAUUGCCGACAAGUCCUUCUCAAAACAGAGAUUUGCCGUGGAGGACAAAAUCUACCAGGUGGAAAAAGCGGACAACUUUGAGUACACAGAUCCAGUCGACAGCACCAUCUCCAGGAACCAGGGUUUGCGGAUAAUCUUCUCUGAUGGCUCUCGAAUCAUCUACAGACUCAGUGGGACAGGUAGAGAUGGGGCAACAGUUCGCAUCUACAUUGACAGCUAUGAGAAGGAGCAGAUUUUUGAAGACACACAGGUGAUGUUGGCACCACUGGCAACAAUUGCUCUGAAGAUUUCCCAGCUCCAUCACAGGACAGGUCGAAGUGGCCCCUCAGUUAUCACAUGAUUCCUUAAAUGACUCUUAUUUUACUCCAUCGUUGCUAAAGUGAUGCCCUUUUAUCUUUAUUGUCUUUCCAGAUUUUUGUAUGAACUGAGCUUAAAUUCCAUGUAUGGCUGCACAACAUGCUUUGGUUUGCAUUUUAGAUUGAAUUAUAUCCAGUGACUGUCUCUGUAACACAUUAAACAGCUUUUUAUUUUUGGUUUAA